Messenger RNA from Trichoplusia ni (cabbage looper), 2343 nucleotides. RefSeq lists its product as uncharacterized. The transcript is spliced from 4 exons. The record is from RefSeq and is a predicted model, not a curated record. The coding region runs from base 217 to 1188 and encodes 323 amino acids. NCBI's taxonomy places the organism in Eukaryota, Metazoa, Arthropoda, Insecta, Lepidoptera, Noctuidae.
UUUAAGGUUUUAUAAAGUAUUUACAAGACGACAAUAACAAAAUUAUGUCCGAUUACCAUUUGACGGAUGGUUGAAUGACAUUAUUAUUGUAUUGGUAUCCAUCAGCUGUUGUUCUUUGCUAUUAUACUGCGUUGGUAACGUAUUAUUAAAAAAAUAAACAUUCGGAAAACUUAUUAAUAGAAACUUUGUGUGAUCGUAUUUAUUGUUUUUUUUAUAAUGGAAGAGGAGGAUAAGUUACCACUAAAAAGAGUGGAGAUUUCUUUAACAAAAUUCAAUGAAGUGGCUAUUCCUCAUCAUUUAGAUCUGUUACGACAACAUAAGGCGAAUAUUAUCAAGUACGAGGAGCAAGGGCAGUACACGGCGGCGCGCGCGGAGCAGAGCGCGGCGCGGCGCGUGGCCGGCCAGCUGCGCGCGCUGCUGCUGGAGAUGGACGCGCUGCGCCGCCGCGUGCGCGAGCCCGACCGCGCGCGCUUCGACACGCUCACGCAGCGCGCGCGCGACACCACGCUGCGCGCCAUCGUCGACUACCUUGGUUUAAUAGAGGCCCGCUGUAGGGCGCUGGUGUGGACUUCGCGGGCCCGCGGCCCGGCAUCGGCGGAGACGUCUCCUUUGUCGAUAAACCGUGCGGCGGAGCAGACGGCGGUGGCGGGCAGCGCCGCGUCCACGGACUCGGUGGGAGUGGUGGCGCACGUGAGCCCGGAGCGCGAGCCCGGCCACGUGCUGCCGCUGCAGCUGCAGGACGUGCAGCUGCGCGUGGACGACAGCGAGGUGGCGCUGCGCGAGCGCGAGGCGCUGCUGCGCGGCUGGAGCGAGCUGCAGGCCGACGUGCGCGCGCUGCACGACGUGUGGCAGCACGCGCAGGCCGCCGCGCUGGCGCAGCGCGAGCCCGUGGCCGCGGCCGCCGCGCGCGUGGACCUGGCCGCCGACAACGUGGGCGCGGCCCGCCAGCACCUGGCGGCGGCCGAGCGCCUGCGCGCGGGCACGUGGGGCGCGGGCGGCGCGGCGCUGGGGCUGCUGGCGGGCGGCCCGGUGGGGCUGGCGGUGGGCGCCAAGGCGGGCGCGCUGGCGGCCGCGGCCGGCUCGCUGCUGGGCUACGCGGCCGCGCGCCUGCUGCGCCGCCGCCUGCCCGCGCCCGACGACCCGCCGCCCGCCGACUCCGACGUGCCCGACAAGGACAAGUCGCAGUAGCGCAGACCUGACCUGGUUCUACUCAAAUAAACAUGUCAUUUAGCACUACCUAUGUAUACAAAAUAAUAAUGUUGAAAAAUAGAUAAAAAAGGGUAAUAUUGGUACGCAGUAAUAUUAAAAAUUCGAAAGUAUGUGAGUGUGUAUGUGGAUAUGUGUGCUUGUGUUUCUUAACUCUUCAUGCCUAAACCUCCACGUUGGAGCCUGAUUGGUCGGCGGCUUCUUUAAAAGAGGGUGAAACCGCGAAAGUUGCACGCGAUUCCGCUAGCAUUUAAAUGAAUGCACAAAAUGUAUCACUUUUAACUGCUCCAAUUCUACUAUUCACAACGGCUGAUGAAUGAAUGAAAUUUGGCUUAAAGUGACAAUUUUCGUAUUCUCUUAAAAAGACUACUCUCUUGUAAAUUGAGUACGGGACGGUAAACUAAACGUCAAUACAAUUAACUUCCAAUUAUUGUAUUUCCAAAAAGCUUAAAAGAAUGGGAAUAAUUUCAGAGCUUUGAGAUAAAGAACAGGCACUAUUUUACUUCUUCAUAAAUAUUGUUCUAUUAUUAAAAUUCACCUUCACUGACAGUGUUAUUGACUAUACAAAACAAAUGUUAUAUGUAUUCUAAACUAUUUGUGGUGCUAAUUAAUUAUUUAUACUUCUAAACUUCAAUGUUAUGAAAUAUGAAAUAUGGCUCACAAUUCCUUAGUAGGCAAUUAAGAAAAGAAAAAUAAAUUAUAUGAGGUGAAUGUUCAAAUACAACAAGUCACACUAUCCCAAGGUACUUAAUUAUAUCAGUACAAGGAACAAGUUAAAAUCAAAUACAUAAUAAUAUGAUAUGUCAAAAAAACUAAGUAAUCUAAGUAUUCAUGUCGUGGUAAAUUUACUAUAAGUUAAUGUGCCUUUAUGCUUUCGUCGGCACAAGUUCAUAGUUCUAGAGGUAUAGGGCCGAGUGUAACAAAUAUAUUAUAUCAUUAGAGUAUGCUGCAUCACACUGUGAUAUAGGUAGGAAAUGUCAAUGGACUCAUGUAAAUAAAAUAGUCAAGCUUCGUAUAUCUCUGUCUUGUGCUUAUGGCUAAACUGCAAGACGUGUGAUCAUGAUCAAUGUUUUAGUUAUUGCUGUGAGCUCUCUAUCUAGUCUGACCUUGUGACCAUCCGUUAUGUAAUAAGUUAAA